GUAGCGAUAAGCCUUCUGACAGCUGAGAGGACGGUUAGCACUUAGCAUUCGAGCUAACGUGAUUUAAACCUUCAAAUCCCUUUAUAUUUUAAGGUUAUUUCAUAUUUUAAUUUGACAACACCAAAGAACAGACAUGAUUAAAUCCAUUUUGAUAUUUAACAACCACGGGAAGCCGCGGCUGAUCAGGUUUUAUCAGUAUUUUGCGGAGGACAUGCAGCAGCAGAUCAUCAGAGAGACUUUCCAUCUGGUUUCUAAAAGAGACGACAACGUCUGCAACUUCUUGGAGGGAGGAAGUCUCAUUGGCGGCUCCGACUACAAGCUGAUCUACCGACACUACGCCACGCUCUACUUUGUGUUCUGCGUGGACUCGUCUGAGAGUGAGCUCGGCAUCCUGGACCUGAUCCAGGUGUUUGUGGAAACGCUGGAUAAAUGCUUUGAAAACGUCUGUGAACUGGACCUGAUUUUCCACAUGGACAAGGUGCAUUACAUCCUGCAGGAGGUGGUGAUGGGAGGAAUGGUUCUGGAGACCAACAUGAACGACAUCGUAGCUCAGGUGGAGCUGCAGAACCGCAUGGAGAAGUCAGAGGGAGGGUUAUCGGCGGCCCCCGCUCGCGCCGUCUCUGCCGUGAAGAACAUGAAUCUGCCCGAAAUGCCCCGAAACAUCAACAUCGGAGACAUCAACAUCAAAGUGCCGAGCCUCUCCCCGUUCUGAGAGGACUUCCUGCCGGGCUCUGAUGCUCCUCCGCCCAUUUCUGCUGUAAACACUAAGAGAAAACCUGUUUUAUAUAUUCGUGUAUUAUAAAAACCAGGGCAGCUUAAUCCUGUCCCGCUCGUUCCUCACGCAGAGUUCGUUUGUAUGAAACAAAUGACUCCUGUUGAAGGAUUUGCACAAUAAUGUAAAGUUUGAUUCUUUAAAGCGUCAUUAAUGUUCAUAUUUAUGUAUUUGUUGGUAACACUUUAGAUUAAGGUAUUCACCAUCAACUAGUUAUCAUAUUAGAGCCACACUUCUAGCUUAUUAAUGAACAUAUUAAGUUAUUUUGACACAAUUAACACUUGUAGUUUCAUGUCUUGUUACAUGUUCUUGUUGAAUAGAUCAUAUUUGUUAGGUGUUAUUAAGGGAGAAUUACUAUUCUUGUGGUACUACUGCCUUAUUAGGCCCAUAUUGAGCAUAUUAAAACCCAAUCUCAUGUACAUCAACGUCCUUACUUGCAAUAAAUAAGCACUAUUUAGAGGGUUAUUGAGGAAAAACUCUCAACUAAUGGCUUAUUACUUGUAGAAUACGGUCACUAAGUGUUUUAUAAUGGCUAAUAAAGAGCCAAUGUACUGCUAAUAUGCAUGUUAAUUAACAACUAGUUGAUGGUUAAUUUGUGUACCUUAAUAUAAAGUGUUACCAUGUAUUUCUUUCUGUUGUUUCUCCUCCUCUCUGCACAAUCUCAAACAUGCAUCAGCGUCCAAGGUUUCAAAACUUGUUUGGACUCGGCACAGUUCCCUGUAAUCCAAUCUUUUGGCUUUUGUAUCAGGUUAUUAUUUCUCACAUACAGUAGACACAAUUAAUCUUCCCCUUGCUGUAAUAUAUACGGCGUCUCAGACUUCUCUGUGCUUUGUGAAUGUGUUAUUAAUCUCCCGGGUGCAGGCUGUGCUCAGAAAAUGCAUUUUAAGUUGAAGCCAGGUUCAAUGUGCCGCGAUAAGAUCUGUCCAACAUCUGUUACGUGUUUGUAUAAAGUGUCUUAUUGUUGGUAUUUAGUGGUUGAAACUAGCCAUUGUAAAGACAUUCCUUGCUACAGUAAAAUAUUAAAAUGAAAACUAAAUCCAUG
Molecule: messenger RNA, 1814 nt
Organism: Trematomus bernacchii (emerald rockcod)
Lineage: Eukaryota; Metazoa; Chordata; Actinopteri; Perciformes; Nototheniidae
Gene: ap3s2
Product: adaptor related protein complex 3 subunit sigma 2
Exons: 6
Coding region: 134-712 (192 amino acids)
Biological process (GO): intracellular protein transport; Golgi to vacuole transport
Cellular component (GO): intracellular membrane-bounded organelle; membrane coat; AP-3 adaptor complex
Source: RefSeq, a predicted model, not a curated record